AUGAAUUAUAUUCACCAAACCAUCAUCGGCUUUUUAUUACUAUUGCAUAUUCAUCAUCUCAAUAGUGUCGUUGCUCCUGAUCGAACUAAUUACGAUGCCUAUGGUGUAAAAAUAGCUAUGAAUGAGAUUCUCCUCGUACAAGCUAACAAUGCUAGAGAUCCACCGAGUUUUUUUAUUCAAUUUGCCCCUUACAAUAACACACAAAAUUCAUCUCAAUGUUCUAUUAGCUAUCCGAAUAUCCAAGAAAAUUUUGUUUAUUGUGUUGCUGUUGGUAAAAACCCAAAUCAAAAUCAAACACAAUUCUUUUUUGCUGGCGAAUUGGUCAAUAGCAGCAACCCAGCAUUUAUUGGCGUAGCACAAUACAAUCUAACGAAUACUCUUUCGAAUUCGUCGAACUCUUGUGCUACGAGUUUUUCUUACUCGAUCCAAUAUGUAAACAAUUCUGAACAUCAAGAAUACUAUAUCAUUGGAGUUGAACCAAAAGGCCUGCUUGCCUAUGGAUUCUCUACUACAUUUGUCUUUAUAUUCGAUUCCCAGAAUGUUUCAAUUUUGGAAUCAUGGAAUAGCAGUUUAACAUGGCCGAAUAUUUCAUUUAUACCUCAUGCUGUUGAAAUCAGUGAUAACUUUGGUAUUAUUGCCGGCUUCAUUCAAAAUAAUCCAACGGAAAGAGUUAAAUAUAGUCCGAUUAUUUAUCUUCUAAAUUUCAAUUCAUCAAAUCGCCGUCCAUUUGUCGUUGAUCAACAUAUACCAUUAGCUACUCCAGGUACAUGGCAAGACUUACUUACCAAUGAGGAUGCAGAUAUCUAUUCAGCAAAAUAUAGCAUGUCAAUUAGUACUAAUAGCCGUGGUGAUGUUCUAGUUGGUAUGCAAUUCGUCAAUCGAGUUUUCUUACUUUCGGUAAAUAUUAGCAAUCCAAAACAAUUAUUUAAUGUCAGUAGACAUACAAACGGUCGAUCGUUGGGAAAUGGACGAAGCGUAGCUUGGCUAGAUGGUGGAAACGUGGCUGCAAUACUUGUUAAUACUUAUUCGUUGACAUAUCAGUGGCAAUCAUCUCAGCUUCAUUUCUAUGAUAUGGUAUCGAGUAUUUACAACUCUAACAGUACUCCACUAUCAGUUUUUCCUAAUUAUCAUCAAUUAUUGCCAACAAGUUUUCGUUCCAUAUUUUUAAAUGCCAUUUCAUCACCCAAAUCAUUAACUUUAAUGGAUGAUAUCGGUAAUUUGCUAAUAUUCAACCCCACAGCACCAGGUUUCUAUCCAUCAAUACCAGCAACAGGAUCAGUAUCAUUUAUGACAUCCCCAAAACCAUGUCUACCCGGUAUGUAUAAAGACCAAUAUGGUAUGAAUGAUUGUAUUCUUUGUCCAACUGGCACGAAAAAUCCUGGCAAUUCUACAAUUAAAUGCAUCUCAUGUGCGAAUGAAUCAUUUUGUUCUCUUGGCGCAGUGGAUGAAACAUCUCAUUCUGUAUUGGAAACCGUUACACAAAUAAUUGCCUACCCAGAAUCACCAGAAAGUACUAUAUUUGAAGAGAUCCUAAUUCACAAUAUGUUCCAAAUAGGAAAAGGGCAUUGUCUAGUCGUAUCACCUUUAUUUUGGACAUUGAUCGUAGCCGGUAUAGGUAUUUUCAUAUUGAUAAUAGUUGGAAUACUACAUUGUUGCACCGCAAACCGAACAAGUACUCAAGUAAGAAAAGGAAUAAAAUGGGUGUUUCGAAAAACAGAUCUAAUUCAUGAAGGUAAAUUAUGGGUGGGUGGUUUAGCUUCAUUUGCGCUAGUAGUUAUGGUUAGUUUUGCCUAUGCAUUUAGCGAUUCUUAUUACAAACAGUAUCCAAUUGAAACAUCAUCUGACUCCCAUUUUGCUUGCGACCCAUCAAUUCGUAAUGCUAAAUUCCAAGCAAAUCUUCAAUCAUUAGCUAUACCACCUUCAGAAACUGAAAAAGAAAUGUUUGAUUUGUUAAAUGAACAAAGUUUAAUGCUUAAUGUUGAUUUGAUCAAUACACUUAUUAAUUGUGAUAUCAUAUCACUUAGAGCUCUAUUUGGUAUUACUUGGUCGACCAUUCGUUGGUCAACUUGUGGCAAUGCUCAUUCAAUUCUAUCCUUAUCGAUUCCACUGCCUUUUCAACUCACAUCUGUAGAAAUUACUCUAGCUGGUAUUCAGACUAUUGGUGCUUUACGCAUUGGUCUAAGUGGCCACUCACAUGAAGAAGAGUUAUAUCAUUUAAAAGAGUUGCAUGCUUUUCAAGCUUUUUCAAAAAAGGGAUCUCUUCUAGCACGAGCAUUACCUGUAGCUUUAUCACUAACAAAAGUUAUUAAUGAAACAUUACCAAUGGAAGGUGAAGAGGGCAACUUUACUGGUAUCUACAUUCUUACAUUUGGAACUAAUACAGAUAGUUUAUUUGUUUCACAAGAUCAAUACAUUCGAUCAACAUCAACAGAAACAAUAUUAACGAUUGUGAUAAGUGAAACACCCUUCUAUGUCAAAAAUGUACAACAACCAAUAGCUAAACAAGCAGAGAUUAUAUUUCGUACUAUCCUAUUUACAAUUGUUUGUUUGGAACUAUUUGGUCUGGUUUUCAUACUGUACAAGUUAAUACUAGAACCAAUUUUUCAUUUAAUCCAUCGAGUAUGUAUUCAUCGGCGUGAGAAAUACAAAGCAAAUGGCCACGAAGAGAAUGGCGAUCUUAAAUAUACAAAUCAUAAGUCUAAUGCUGGAAAUAUUGCUGAUGAACCCAUGACAUAUGCGUUUUAG
This is a messenger RNA of Rotaria sp. Silwood1, 2745 nucleotides long. The record is from the annotation of a GenBank genome assembly. NCBI's taxonomy places the organism in Eukaryota, Metazoa, Rotifera, Eurotatoria, Philodinida, Philodinidae.